Messenger RNA from Anoplophora glabripennis (Asian longhorned beetle), 921 nucleotides. RefSeq lists its product as uncharacterized. The transcript is spliced from 5 exons. The coding region runs from base 1 to 921 and encodes 306 amino acids. The record is from RefSeq and is a predicted model, not a curated record. NCBI's taxonomy places the organism in Eukaryota, Metazoa, Arthropoda, Insecta, Coleoptera, Cerambycidae.
AUGGCACAAGAGGUCGUCCGCAUUCGACUGGCCCUCUCGAUUUUGCGCCUGAAAAAUCUCGGCAUGCCCAUGAAUAUGGAACGACUACUAAGGAACAUAUACCAACAAUUAAGGCUAGUUAUAAUACUGCUCAACAUCAUAUCGCCUUGUCUUUCUAAGGAAGAAGUCAAAUCCAGACAGAAAAGGAUAUUAUGGGUAACCCAAGACGGUAGAUUGGCGCUACCCCCUGGUACCACUUUGGUAAUAUCACCUUCUUUGUCAAUGCCAUUUGUGAGGUAUCCACCAGAUGGGUUUUUCUCCAAUUUGACCAUUAGUCUUCCAUUUACAAUCGACUUCAACAAGCUGGGUCUAACCGACAACGAGAACCCUUACGGCGUCCUUCCGCCCCUGCUGGCCCGUUCCAUGGGCCGCGCAGCUGGGGGCAUACUAGCGGACUACAUAGGCAGCAUGCUGAACAGGCGUCGCGGGAAAAGGUCCCCCACCGACCAACCGCCCAAGCCCCACGCUAGCGCCUUCCACGGCGGCGAAAGGGCUCUGCUCUACGUAGCCCUGGAGGAGUUACUGGAAAAUUUCGGGAUGAACGGAAGGGCGUGUCUCCUGAGAGCCAUCUGCGAGGUGCACGCGCACCCGAUGACCAACUUCGGGCUGGUCGGGGAGAUGCUGAAGUUGUUUCUGAGCGCUAGUAAGUCCCCCUACGCCCACAUGCUGAACGAAUAUGUGGAGGCCGAAAAUGCGGGGAGCGGCAAACUUGGCGGGCCUGGCGAAUGCUGGCCGUACAUGAAAGACUGUCCCAAGUCGUUGUUUAUGUCUAAACACAAUCAUUACCGGGAUGACUCAGAAAGUAAUGAGAUACCAGACGUGGAGGACCUAGAGGAUUCACUGGAAAAAGUUACCUACAACCCCCUACUGAGGAACAUGUAG